AUGAAGUCAGAAUUUGCCGACUAUGAUCCUGACAGGUUGUUGGAGCUUUACGAGUCAAUCACUAAAGCCCUUCUCCAAGAAGAAUAUGACGACAUGCAAAGAAUGGAAGAUGAGCAGUUAGCAGCAGACGUGGAGGAGUUUCUAAACCCACCAGUUUAU
Molecule: messenger RNA, 159 nt
Organism: Cylicostephanus goldi
Lineage: Eukaryota; Metazoa; Nematoda; Chromadorea; Rhabditida; Strongylidae
Source: the annotation of a GenBank genome assembly